AACCUCUGUACCUUUUUACAGAACAAAGGCAUGUUGACAACUUGGAAAUUUCGCAUGCUACUCAGCCAAACAUUAAUGAACAAGCCUCUACCUCAAACUUACAACAAGUUUCUAUUGAAGCACCACAGCAGGCUGCAUUACCAAUCAAUACGGAACAAAGGCAUGUUGACAUCUUGGAAAUUUCGCAUGCUACUCAGCCAAACAUUAAUGAACAAGCCUCUACCUCAAACUUACAACAAGUUUCUAUUGAAGCACCACAGCAGGCUGCAUUACCAACCAAUACGGAUGUUUUUGAAAUGCCUCAAGCCGCCUUCUUUCCGCAGUUUCAGAGUCUCAGUACACCAACACAAAGCAAUUCCGCAGCUAUAACUCAAGAUACGAGUGCUGCUCAAGCUCGCGCCGGUGUAAUCAUGGAGCAUAAUUACAGCGUGAUAAGCAAAUCUAAAUGGGCGGGAGGUGCUUUGGGCGGUCAAGAUGGGCUGAAAACAAAAUCAUCUAGCACCAGCUUAGCAGAAUCAAUCUCACUGCGUACAAAAAUCAAGCGGCUACGUACUGAGAUAAUAAGGUUACAGAAAAAAUCCAAGUCAUUUGCAGCGAGGCUGGCAAAUGCCGAAGACCUCACAACCAAUCCUGCAUUCCAGGAUAUUGUAAAUAACAUGACAAAACCAGCGCGACUAUUUAUUUAUGCAGAUGCAGCAGCAAGCGAAAAAAACACCAAAAGGACGACGCUUCACUGUUGA
Molecule: messenger RNA, 740 nt
Organism: Cydia fagiglandana
Lineage: Eukaryota; Metazoa; Arthropoda; Insecta; Lepidoptera; Tortricidae
Exons: 5
Coding region: 297-740 (147 amino acids)
Source: RefSeq, a predicted model, not a curated record